UAUAUAUUAAAUAAUGAAAGAAAUAGGGAGAUCUGAUUCCUUAGGUAUUGUAAAGAAGAAAAGUUCAUCUGGCUGUUUGAUUAUUAAAAGAAAAAUUCCACCAACUGAUAAUAAUAAAAAUAAUGGUGAAAUUGGGGGAUCAUCUAGGAAUUAUAUUAAUUUUAUAGAGAAAAAAAGACCUAGGGUUGUUGUUAAGAGUGAUAAUGAUGAGUCCAGUGACGAAGAGCCGCAGUUUAGACGGAAAACCGAUAAGUAUAGUUAUAAUGAUGGGUCUUCGGGUUUUAGUAAUGUUUCGGGGUUUAGGGAAAGUAGAGAACUUGACAAAGAGAAAAGUAGGAUAGAUGGUUUUAACGAAAGGAGGGUUAAGGAGGAUGUUAGGUUUAAUCCACAUUGGCGAAAUGAGGAACAAAUGGAUUCGGGUUUUGCAAGUGGGAGUGGGAGUGGAAUGAAGAUUUAUGAUAAGCGACGGGAUUUUGUUUAUGAGAAUAACAGCGAUGUGGGUUUGGGGGGAAGAAGUAGUAGGGUUAGUCAUUAUGGGAUGACAGAGGGUGAUGAGCCACGUUUACCUGCUUCGGGUGAGAAAUAUAGGGAAGUUUCUGAUAAACCGAUUAGGUUGCAAGGGAAAAACGGUGUUUUGAAGGUUAUGGUAAAGAAGAAUAAGCCAAUGAAUGUUUUGAAUCAUGGUUAUGAUCAUGUAAAAGCGGAAGAUAGGACUGAUGCAGGACCGAUGAUUUAUAGAAAGGGACAAUUGAUUUAUAAAAACCAUGAUCCUUUGGAAGCUUAUAGCAAGAAAACACUUGCCAUGGGUUCUUCAGUGUCAUCUGCUUCAAAGCAUCAUGGUUAUGAUCAUGUAAAAGAGGAAGAUACGACUGAAGCAGGACCGGUGAUAUAUAGAAAGGGACAAUUGAUUUAUAAGAACAAUGGUACUUUGAUCAAGAAAACAAUUGCCACGGGUUCUUCUGUGUCUUCUGCUUCAAAACAUGUAUAUUUGUCCCGGAAAAGUGAUAUGGAACUGAUGAAUAAGGAUAAUGAUGCAGUAUUACCUUUAAAAUCAUCAGGUGUGCAACAUUCUGUCAUUGAAAAGCCGGUUGCAAGUGAAAAACGAGUAAGCCCACAGACCAAGAAUGUUACUCCAGUUAAAGGGAAAGAAACCAAGGUUAAACGUGGUAUUGGCACCGAAAAGCAAAAGUUACGAGAGAAAAUCAGGAGUAUGCUUCUUGGUGCUGGCUGGACUAUUGAUUAUAGGCCAAGAAGAAACAGAGACUACCAAGAUGCUGUUUAUAUAAAUCCUUCUGGAACUGCUUAUUGGUCUAUUAUUAAAGCUUAUGAGGCACUUCAAAAGGAAGAAAAGGAUCAUUCACAAGAUGCUGGGGACUUUACACCGUUACCUGUUGAAACUCUUAGCAAAUUAACUAGACAGACUCGCAAGAAAAUUGAAAGAGAAAUGAAAAGGAAGAAAAGAGAAGAAGGUAGAUCUGCAGUGGCUGCAGAGACAUCUAAAAGAAGAUUAGAGGAAGCAAGUCACGACACUGGUGAUGAUUCAAAUGAUGAUUUAUACAAUAAAGCAGCCAAAAAGAGAAAUAUUGGGGAUAAUUCUCAUGUGAUACAUGCACGAAAAACCAAUAAGCUUGGAAGAUGUACUUUGUUAAUUCGCAGCGAAGGGAAAAAAUCUGGAGAUGAUCAGUUUGUACCUGAUUCAGGAAAACGAACCCUUCUUUCUUGGUUAAUCGACUCCGGAACUGUUCAAAUGAAUGAAACGGUUCAAUAUAUGAAUGAAAGAAAGAUACGUAUUAUGCAAGAAGGCAGGAUCACAAAAGAAGGAAUCCAUUGUGGCUGUUGUAACCAAAUUCUAACAGUAACGAAGUUUGAACUUCAUGCUGGAAGUAAACUCUGCCAGCCAUUUCUAAACAUUUUUGUACAGUCGGGAAAGUCAUUGAUGCAGUGUCUGAUUGAUGCAUGGAAUAAACAAGGAGAGUUGGAAAGGAGGGGGUUUCAUGGUGUAGAUGUUAAUGGGGAUGAUCCUAAUGAUGAUACUUGUGGUCUAUGUGCUGAUGGUGGUGAUUUGAUUUGUUGUGAUGGUUGUCCAUCGACCUUUCACCAGAGUUGUUUAGGGAUAAAGAUGCUCCCUCAAGGUGAUUGGCACUGUCCAAAUUGUUCGUGCAAGUAUUGUGGAAUGGCCAACACGAGUUUCAGAGCUGAAAGUCCACUUUUUGUGUGCCACCUUUGUGAGAAAAAAUAUCAUAAAUUAUGCAGCACGCAGAUGGAUCGCAAGCCUAUUGAUCUCAAUGAUCCAAUGCUUUCUUUCUGUGGUGCCAAGUGCCUACAGCUACACAGUCAGUUACAGAAGCUUCUUGGGGUCAAGCAUGAACUGGAUUCAGGAUUGUCAUGGUCUCUUAUUCAUAGAUCAGAUAUAUCAUCAGAUACAUUUUCAUCAAUAGAACUAUCUCAGAGGGUGGAAUGCAAUUCUAAGCUAGCUGUUGCCCUGUCAGUCAUAGACGAGUGCUUUUUGCCUGUUGUAGACAGGAGAAGUGGGAUCAACUUAAUUCAUAAUGUUGUCUACAGUUGCGGAUCAAACCUUAGCCGGUUAAACUAUAGUGGCUUCUUUACAGCUAUUUUGGAGAGGGAUGAAGAAUUAAUUUGUGCGGCAUCUAUCAGGAUCCAUGGGACCCAACUAGCAGAGAUGCCAUUAAUUGGGACUCGCCAUAUAUAUAGACGGCAAGGAAUGUGCCACCAGUUGUUAUCUGCCAUUGAAUCUGCAUUGUCUUCCCUAGGUGUUGAGAAAUUGAUUAUUCCUGCCCUUGCUGAACACAUGCAUACAUGGGCUGGUGUUUUUGGUUUCAAACCUCUUGAGGACUCACACAGACAAGAAUUGAGAUCAAUGAAUAUGUUGGUAUUUCCAGGAACAGAUAUGUUGCAGAAACCCCUAGUUGUAGAGAAAGGUUCACGGCUACAUAAGACUAGUAUUGAAAUGGAAAAAUCUGAUCAAAAUCCUUCUGAUUAUAUAGAAGCUACUGAAAAAAUUUAUCCUGCAAAUUCAGACUCUCAAGCUCCUCCUAAGGUUCCUUUAAAUGACUCCAUCAGCUCUUCUGAGUCUGAUACCCCGUUACCAGUUUUAUCAAUUAAAUCGGAAGUUCUUUUAAAUUCUGCUGAACAGCUUGAUGGUGAUGAUACAAUACUGCAGAAUCCUGAAGCAUGUACUGAGAGUCUUGCACAUUCUGAUUCUACUGAAGCAAGAAAUGAACAUGAUGCUAUCCUAGCGAAAAGUGUUGUGGAGGAUGGCAAUGAGUCUACCGACAAUACUGCUAAUGCUGAUUCCAAAGCCGGAGAAUUGCCCAUGCAAAAUGGGAAUGUCUUGUCUACUCCCAAAACCAAUGGUGCAAAUUCCAAUCCACUCCAAGACCCUGAUAUCAUUUUACGUGAUACUGAAACUGCAGAUAAAUCAGUCUUGCCAAUCGAGUCUGUUUCACUAGAUGCACGGUCUGAUGCCAAUGUGGAAGUAUUCACGGCAAAGAUUGCAGAAAAGGAAUCAAUUUCUGUGUCCACAGAUUUGGAUUCCAACCUACAAGCCACUGAUGUGCAGAAUGGCAAGAUUUCUGAUGGUAUUUCAUCAGAAACUGAUGUGCAGGACGGCAAUGAGGCUAAUGAUGAAGUUGCUAAUGUUGAUUCCAAAGUAGAUUUUGCUGUGCAGCAUGGGAAUGUCUUGUGUACUGCUAAAAAGAGUGAUGCAAAUUUCAUUCCUCCCCAAGACCCUGAUAUGAUUUUACAUGAUGCCGAAACUGCAGAUAAAUCAGUCUUGCCAAAAGAGUCUGUUUCACUAGAUGCGCGGUCUGGUGCCAAUGUGGAAGUAUUAAUGGCAAAGACUGCAGAAAAGGAAUCAAUUUUCGUGUCCACAGAUUUGGAUUCCAAUUGUCAGGCCACUGAUGCGCAGAAUGACAAAAUUUCUGAUGGUAUUCCAACAGGAACUGAUGUGCAGGUAGGCAGUGAGGCUAAUGAUGAAGUUGCUAAUGCUGAUUCCAAAGUAGGACUUGCUGUGCAGCAUGGGAAUGUGAUAUCUACUACGAGAUCGACUGAUGCCAAUUCCAUUCUUUUACCUGAUACUGGAACUGCAGAUAAUCCCCUCUCUCCAAAAGAAGUGGUUUCUUUAGAUGCUGGGUCUGAUUCCAAUGUGGAUGUAUUUGUUACCAAGACUGCAGAAAAGGACUCAUUUUCCACGCCCGAAAACUUGAAUUCCAACAUGCAAAUCACUGAAGUGCAGAAUGAGAAGAUUGCUGAUGGUAUUGCAGCAAAAACUGGUGUGGAGAAUGGCAAUGAGACUGGUGACAAAAUUGCUAAUUCUGAUUCUGAUGGUAUUACAGAAAGAACUGGUGUGGAGGAUGGCAAUGAGACUGGUGACAAAAUUGCUAAUACUGAUUCCAAAGUAGAAGGAUUUGCUGUGCAGAACGGGAAUGUAACUUCUACUACGAGAGCAGUCGAUGCCAACUCUUUUCUUUUACCUGAUACAGGAACUGCAGAUAAUCUACUUCCAAAAGAUUCGGUUUUUCAAGAUGCACGAUCUCAUUCCAAUGUGGAUGUAUUCAUGGCCGAGACUGCAGAAAAGGAAUCAGUUUCUGUGUCUGCAGAUUUGGAUUCCAGUAUACAAGUCACUGAUGUGCAGAACAGUAAGAUUGUUGAUGUUAUUUCACUUGAAUACAAUUCUCAAAAUGAUGUUAUUUCACCCAAACCACAAUCACCUGGAUUGGAUCCUCAUUUAGCUGCAGAAAGUAAGUUCUCGACAGGUGUAUAAUAUAUAGGGCAAGAGGUGAAAUUCAUGUAAUUUCUGUUUAUGUUGUAUUGAUCUGCAAAAUGAUUCGUUCGUAGUUCCAGUCUUAAACCGUUUGGGGCCAAAUGAAAAGGUAAAUUUGUCUGCAAGUUGCUUGCUUCAAAGCUUGAUUUUCUGGUGCAGGAUUGAAAGAUAUAAAUAUAUGCUCGUGCUGGUAUAUGAUAGUUUGGAUACUCUCUUAAUGCAAUUAGAGUUUUACAUUGAAUUCCAGUGUUGUAUCAGUAGAAAGCUAAAAUAAACCACCUGUAUGAGGUCAAAUAGUUCCAGAGGAUCCCAAUUUUACGUGGGUAAUUUGAUUUUCCUUCUAUUUGGUAUGUAACAUAGUACAUUAUUCAACAAUCUUAAUGAAAGUGUAGCUGCUGCCAACAUAGUUUUUCUUGACAA
Molecule: messenger RNA, 5203 nt
Organism: Erigeron canadensis
Lineage: Eukaryota; Viridiplantae; Streptophyta; Magnoliopsida; Asterales; Asteraceae
Exons: 7
Coding region: 14-4783 (1589 amino acids)
Biological process (GO): negative regulation of DNA-templated transcription
Molecular function (GO): transcription corepressor activity
Source: RefSeq, a predicted model, not a curated record